Molecule: messenger RNA, 7199 nt
Organism: Scleropages formosus (Asian bonytongue)
Lineage: Eukaryota; Metazoa; Chordata; Actinopteri; Osteoglossiformes; Osteoglossidae
Gene: arfgef3
Product: ARFGEF family member 3
Exons: 35
Coding region: 313-6927 (2204 amino acids)
Biological process (GO): regulation of ARF protein signal transduction
Molecular function (GO): guanyl-nucleotide exchange factor activity
Source: RefSeq, a predicted model, not a curated record
UGGCCCGUGCGGACACGGACUCGUCGUCAUCCCAGCAGGAGGACACACACCGUCCAGCGAGAGACGCAGGGAUUCCAGCCCGACAACCUGUCAGCCUUUUCGUGCAACGGGAUCCAGCGUUCCUAUAGAAACAAGUGGAGUAUAGAAAUAUAAUUUUAUUUUCAAAAAAAUUCUCACACGAAUAGAUUUCCCUGCGCGCUGACGCGCGCUCUCUUACAUCACCGGCCUGAGACUGAGUGCGAAUGAAUCAUCCUUAAAGCGGAGAGAUGCUGCGCGAGUAGCUGUGCGAUCUCGGAGCUUCGGGAAAACUAAAUGUGCACCAUGAUGGAAGAAAUCCUGCGCAAACUGCAGAAGGACGCGUCGGGAAACAAGUUCAAAGCCAUCCGAGACGCGUGCGCGGCGGCCUGCGAAUCCCUGGAGGCUCACAAUGGAUCCGUCAAGAUUGCGCCAUCUCAGCUCAGAGAGCGAUGCCUUCUUCCCCUCAGACUGGCUCUGGAGUCCAAGAACACCAAGCUGGCCCAGACGGCUCUCUCCGGGAUGCAGAAGCUGCUGUGUGAGGACAGGUUCGUGGCCGUGGGUUCGGAGGCGCCGGAGAAGCAGCUCCUCAGUCAGGUGCUGGACGCUGUUCGCGUGACGCCCAGCCUCCACGAAGACCUGCAGGUGGAGGUGAUGAAGGUCCUGCUCUGCAUUACGUAUUCAUCUACCUUCGAGAUCAACGGGGAGUCUAUCCUAAGGAUCGCAGAAGUUUGCAUCGAGACAUAUGUGUCCAGCUGCCACCAGCGCAGCAUCAACACGGCGGUGCGUGCCACGCUCAGCCAGAUGUUAGGGGACCUCACGCUGCAACUACGGCACCGCCAGGAGAGCGCGAUGGUGGACGGGGAGGAAGUGUUGGUGCCCACGCUGCAGCGCAAAGACCUCUCCCCGACCACCGAGUCCCUGUCCGAGGACGUCGUUACUGUGCUCACGGUCUUCUGUGACAAGCUGGAGGGGGUCACCAGCGAAAACCAGCUGCUCCAGCUGCUCUACCUGGAGUGUAUCCUGUCCAUGCUCAGCAGCUGCCCCCCUACCAUGCAUCUGCACAGAGGCUUCACUGACCUUGUAUGGAAACAGCUGUGCCCAACCCUGGUGGUGAUUAUGGGGAACCCCAUGAACGACAAGACGAUUACAUCAGCACAUGGUGGCGCCAUCCAGGAGACGGAUCCUCCCUCGGCGGGCGUGUCAGACCAAGGUCGAGGAUCGGGCUGCUCCUCCAGUGCCCCUGCCCUGAUCGGACCUGUGGCCCGGACCAUCUGCUAUGUAGCGGCUGAGCUUGUGCGCCUGGUGGGUUGUGUGGAGUCCAUGAAGCCCGUGCUACAGUCUUUGUACCACCGCAUCCUGCUGUACCCACCCCCCCAGCACCGCGUGGAGGCCAUCAAGAUCAUGAAGGAGAUCCUGGGCAGUCCUCAGCGCCUCUUUGACCUGGCCGGGCCUUGUAUCACCGAACCUGAGUCCAGAAAGAGGUCUUUCUCCAAGAGGAAGUCCCACUUGGAUCUUCUCAAACUGGUGAUGGAUGGAAUGACAGAGGCCUGUGUGAAGGGUGGGAUCGAGGCUUGCUUUGCCUCAGUGUCAUGCGUGUGCGCCUUGCUGGGGGCGCUAGAUGACCUGAGCCAGGGGCGGGGCUUGCACCCGGAACAGGCUCGGCUGCUGCUGCGGCGGCUGGACGAGUUGAAGGAUGGCACGGAGUCUUCCCGGGAGUCCAUGGAGAUCAACGAGGCAGACUUCCGCUGGCAGCGCCGUGUUCUCUCUUCGGAGAAUGCCCCCUGGGAGCCAGGAGCCACUGAGCGCAGCCCAGACAUCAGCAUCAGCGUUACCACGGACACAGGCCAGACCACGCUGGAGGGGGAGCUGGGCCAGACCACCCCGGAGGAAUGCGGGGAGGAGCCCCGCCUGCCGUCCCCCUCCUCCUGUGGUCCAGAUGCGGGACCGGACUUACCCGCUAGUGCGAGAGAGGCGGCAACAGCUGCCCCGGACACCAUCAGCCAGCCUGAUGUAGUGCAGCGGAGUCACGCCCUGGUAUACCCCGACAUCACCAACUUCCUGUCGGUAGAGUCCCGCGCCCGGUCGCAUGGCUCACGCUACAGCGAGAGCAACUUCAGCGUGGACGAGCAGGACCUCUCUCGCACCGAGUUUGACUCCUGUGACCAGUACUCAAUGGCUGCCGAGAAGGACUCCGGGCGCUCUGACGUCUCCGACAUGGGUUCGGACAACUGCUCGCUGGCCGAUGAGGAGCAGACCCCGCGGGACUGUCCUGGACACCGCUCGCUGCGCACCGCCGCUCUGUCCCUCAAAUUGUUGAGGAACCAGGAAGCCGACCAACAGAGCGCCCGGCUCUUCGUCCAGUCGCUGGCAGGACUGCUACCGCGUCUGCUGAGCCUCCAUAGCGCUGCCGACGUCGACGUGUCCCUCCAGAACUUCUCCUCCACCUUCUGCUCCAGCUUGCAGGCAGGUGGCAUCCACUCCCCAGGGUUUGAGGGCAGCGAGAACUUGAGCUGCCAGGCCCUGAUGAAUGCUGACGGACUAUACCUGGUGUCCUACUACGCCCUGUUGCUGAACCUCAAGCUGUGCUGCUGCGAGUACUACCGGAGGAAACCUGCACCCGUGCCGGUCAGCCUGAAAGAGUUUGUGCGGCAGAUCCAGAGCAGUGGAGUGCUUGUGGUGCUCUCCCAGGCCUGGAUCGAGGAGCUCUACCACCAGGUCCUGGAGAGAAACCUCCUGGGGGAGGCUGGGUACUGGGGCUCCCCCGAGGAGCAUUCCCUACCCCUCAUCAUCAUGCUGACAGAUAUUGACGGGCUGGGCAGCAGCGCCACGGGGGGGCAGCUGGUCCGCAGGGCUUCCAUGCAGUCCUCCUUCUACUGUGACAGGAACGCCAGCGACACGGUCAUGGCAGGCAUGGUUUUCGCACGCUUUGUUCUCACGGGAUGCUGGAAGAACCUGAUGGACACACUGUCAACGCCGCUGACAGGCCGCAUGGCGGGCAGCUCCCGGGGCCUGGCCUUCAUCCUAGGGGCCGAGGGCGUGAAAGAGCAGAACCAGAGGGAGAGGGACGCCAUCUGCCUCAGCCUGGACGGCCUCAGGAAGGCGGCGGGCCUCAGCUGCGCGCUAGGUGUAGCAGCAAACUGCGCCUCCGCCCUGGCCCAGAUGGCCGCCGCCUCCUGCGUGCAGGAGGAGAAGGAGGAGAGGGAGAUACUGGAGUGUGGGGACACCAUCGCGCAAGCGAGCAGAAUCCGUGCUGAGCUCUAUAGCACCCCCUGUCUGCCUCUGCCAGUCAAGCAGCGCGUGGAGCAGAGGUUGGAGCAGAUGGGGCGUCCCCAGGGGGUGCGUCUGCACACGGCACACGUGCUCUGCAUGGACGCCAUCCUCAACGUGGGGCUGGAGAUGGGCAGCCAUAAUCAGGACUGCUGGCCGCACGUGUUCAGGGUGAGCGAGUACAUCAGUUCCCUGGAGCACACGCACUUCAGCGACGGCAGCAGCCAGCCCCCGCUGGCCAUCACGCAGGCCCAACAGGCCGUAGACCCGGGCCUGGAGCCCGACGGCGAGCACAGCCCCGAGCGGGAACUCCCCCUGGGCCACCCCGUCAUCCAGCCCCCGUCCAUCCAGGAGCUGCUGAGGGACAGCGGCCGGGGCAAGGGCCUGGACCUGCGGGGGGGCAGCCUGCUCAUCGGGACGGGGGCCGCCAAGGCUGUUUGCACCCUCUCCACCCAGGCCGACAGGCUAUUCGAAGAUGCAGCCAGCAAGCUCAACCUGGUGGGGUUGGUGGGUUUCCUUCAGCAGCUCCGCAGAGCAUCCCAGUCGCAGCUCUUCGAUUCUGUCACGGAGACCGGUGACUACUCCUUGGCCAUGCCAGGCGAGGCCAAGUCGACCCAGGACCGCCGCAGCGCCCUGCACCUCUUCCGCCUGGGGGAGGCCAUGCUGCGCAUCGUUCGGAACAAGACGCGCCCCCUGCUGCACAUGAUGCGAGCCUGGAGCGUGGUGGCGCCCCACCUGGUGGAGGCCGCUUGCCACAAGGAGCGUCAUGUGUCCCAGAAGGCCGUGUCCUUCAUCCACGACGUGCUCACGGAGGUGCUGACCAGCUGGGCCGAGCUGCCCCACUUCCACUUCAACGAGGCGCUCUUCCGGCCCUUUGAGCACAUCAUGCAGCUGGAGCUCUGUGACGAGGACGUGCAGGAUCAGGUGGUCACUUCUAUCGGCGAGCUGGUCGAGAUGUGCUCCCCUCAGAUCCAGUCUGGGUGGAGACCCCUGUUCAGCGCUCUGCGCACUGUGCAUGGGAACAAGACUGACAUCAAGGACUACCUGGUGGGGGAGUACUCCAUGGGGAAAUCUCAGGCCCCCGUGUUCGACGUCUUCGAAGCGUUCAUCAACACAGACAAUAUCCAGGUGUUCGCCAAUGCGGCUACCGACUACAUCAUGUGCCUUAUGAAAUUCAUCAAGGGUUUAGGAGAGGUGGACUACAAAGAGAUCGGGGACUGUGUCCACGGCACUGGGUACAGCUCAACAGACCUGUGCCUUCCUGCGCUGGACUACCUGAGGAAGUGCUCACAGCUCCUUGCCAAGAUCUACAAGAUGCCGUCCAAGCCGGUGUUCCUGGGCGCCCGGCUGGCCAGCCUCCCGAUGCGAGCGCAGGAGAGGUCCGUGAGCAGCGAUGACGGCAUGGACUCGGUGCUGUCGGAGUGCGAUGACGACACCGGCCUGAUUCAGGUGUGGAUUCUGCUCCUGGAACAGCUGACGGCGGCCGUCUCCAACUGCCCCCGGCAGCACCAGCCUCCCACCCUGCAGCUUCUGUUUGAGCUCCUCAGGGAGGUCACCAAGGUGCCAGGUCCGGGGUUUGCCAUAUUUGCCGUGAUCCAGCUCCUCCUACCGGUGAUGUCGUUGUGGCUGCAGCGUAGCCACGGCGACCAUUCCUACUGGGACAUUGCAGCCGCCAACUUCAAGCACGCCAUCGGACUGUCGUGUGAGCUGGUCGUGGAGCACGUCCACAGCUUCAUCCACUCAGACAUUGGGUAUGAGAGCCUGAUCAACCUGAUGCUGAAGGACCUCUUCAAGCUGCUCGUGGCCUGUGUGGCAGAGCCAGCGGAGACCAUCUCCAGGGUGGGCUGUUCCUGCAUCAGGUAUGUCCUGGUGACGGCCGGCCCCGUCUUCACAGAGGAGAUGUGGAGGUUGGCGUGCUGCGCCCUGCAGGAUGCUUUCUCCGCCACCCUGGAGCCCGUAAAGAACCUGUUGGCCUGUUUCCACAGCGGCUCCGACAGCUUCGCCGGUGACGCGUGCGAGGUGAAGGUGGCCGCCCCCUCCCACUCCGCGUCUGCCGAGGCAGAGUACUGGCGCAUCCGGGCCAUGGCCCAGCAGGUGUUCAUGCUCGACACGCAGUGCUCCCCAAAGACCCCCAACAACAAGGAGGGCUUUGAACACGCCCAGUCCUGUGUGCUGAUCAUCGAGCUCCCGCCGGAGCAGCAGUCCAACGGACACACCACAAAGAGGAAAGUUGGGAUCCCCUUCAGGACCAUCGUGGUGAGCCUGCUGUCCCACCAGGUGCUCCUGCAGAACCUGUACGACAUCCUGCUCGAGGAGUUUGUGAAGAACUCGGGUCAGGCGGAGCCGCAGGACAGGGCCACGCCGGUGUCGGAGCCCCGCCUGGGAGGCUUCCUGCGUUACAUAUCCAUGCAGAACCUCGCCAUCAUCUUCGACCUGCUGCUGGACUCGUACCGUACGGCCCGUGAUUUCGACACCCGCCCAGGCCUCAAGUACCUGCUUAUGAAGGUGUCGGGGGUGGGAGGGGCCGCCAACCUGUACCGCCAGUCCGCCAUGAGCUUCAACAUUUACUUCCAGGCUCUGCUGUGCGCCAUGCUCACCAACCAGGAGAACAUCACGGCCGAGCAGGUGAAGAAGAUCCUCUACGAGGAGGAGGAAGGCAGCUCGGACUCCUCGCAGCAGUGCUCCUCUGAGGACGAGGACAUCUUUGAGGAAACGGCGCAGGUGAGCCCCCCGCGAGGCAAGGAGAAGCGCCAGUGGAGGGCCAAGAUCCCGUCGCUUAGCAUCCAGCCGGCGAGUAGCGUGGACUGGGCCUGGCUAGUGCGGCGCCUCCACAAGCUCUGCAUGGACCUCUGCAACAACUACAUCCAGAUGCACCUGGACCUGGAGAGCAGCCUGGACGAGCCGCCGGCCCUCCGGGGAGACCCCCUCUUCUUUCUGCCGCUCUUCCCUUCGGAGACGUCCACGCCCUCCACUGGGGGCGGCCUGUCGGGCCGGGGCACGCCCUCCGAGGACGGCUUCCGCUGCCAGCCGGCCGAGACGCCGUCGGAGGACACGCAGAGCCCCGGGGCGAGCGCCCUGAGGGGCGGGGGGCGGGACGCCGGGCGCAGGAAGGAGUGGUGGGAGAGCGCCGGGAAUAAGCUGUACACCAUCGCCACGGACAAGAGCCUCACCAAGCUGAUGAUCGAGUACAAGAGGCGGAAGCAGCAGCAGCAGAACCUCGGCGCCCUCGUCAAGGAGGCCAAGGCCGCGGAGAAGAGGGCGGAGCCCGUCACGCUCAGGGGCCCCGACUCGCCCGUCCCCCAGAGGCCCCAGCACCUGCUGGACCAGGGUCCCAUGCGGCACUCGUUCAGCGCCGGACCGGAGGUGCUGCGGCAGGAGAAGAGGCCGCGAUCCGGCUCCACGGCCAGUUCCCACAACAUCUCGCUGCGAGACUCGGAGGCACAGAUACAGGCUUGGACCAACAUGGUUCUGACCAUCCUGAACCAGAUCCAGCUCCUUCCGGACCCAACGUUCGUUGCCCUGCAGCCGGCGGUCUUUCCUUGCAUCAGCCAGCUGACGUGUCACGUGACCGACACGCGGGUCCGGCAGGCGGUUAGGGAGUGGCUGGGCCGCGUGGGCAGAGUGUACGACAUCAUCGUGUGAGGUGUCGCCACCAUCGGAGAAUGGGCGUUUGGAAGUUGACUCCACGAACAUUUCUAUUUGACUGCGUUCGACUUUUAGCCUCUAUCUUGCUUUGUCACUUAUAUCAUGUAAGGAAUUUUCAGAUAAUGGGAGUUACCGUGAUUAUUUUCUUACCUAUAUGGAACAGCCAUGUAUUUAAAUAUGAUAUAUUAAGAAUUGUAUGAAAUCAAGUUAUCUAUUUAAUAUUAUAUGUCUGGUUUGCCCUUGAUAUUCACCGAACGGUACCAAAAUGU